Molecule: messenger RNA, 318 nt
Organism: Fusarium sp. VM40
Lineage: Eukaryota; Fungi; Ascomycota; Sordariomycetes; Hypocreales; Nectriaceae
Source: the annotation of a GenBank genome assembly
AUGGUUCACAACAUCCAAACCAAGCAAGACUUCCAAGACGCUCUGAAGCAGUACCCAGUCGUCGUUGUGGACUUCUACUCUACCCACAGUGCUGAGUCUAAGCACAUUGCUGCUACGUUCGCACACGCCAAUGAGUUGGAUAAGUACAAGGACUUUCGAUUUCUCAAGGUUGAUAUCGGUGACCUGAAGGACCUGGCGAAUGAGCUCGGCGUUUCGAAGCCAGCUACCUUCCAAAUGUACAAGAACGGACAGAAGAUCAACGAUCUGCAGAGCGAUCAGACAGAAGACCUUAUGCAAUUUCUCGAGACCGGGCUGUAG